This is a messenger RNA of Camelina sativa (false flax), 947 nucleotides long. Its product is annotated as UDP-glycosyltransferase 76C3-like. The record is from RefSeq and is a predicted model, not a curated record. Gene Ontology annotation, molecular function: quercetin 7-O-glucosyltransferase activity; quercetin 3-O-glucosyltransferase activity. Lineage: Eukaryota; Viridiplantae; Streptophyta; Magnoliopsida; Brassicales; Brassicaceae.
AAUGAGAUUGAGGUAGCGAUAAGGAGAUUAUUGUUGGAAACCGAAGGAGAAGCCAUCCGAGAGAGGAUACAACUUCUCAAGGAAAAAGUCAAAAAGGAGAGAAAGCUUCAAUGGAGAAGAGUAAUGGCCUACGAGUGAUUCUGUUUCCACUUCCCUUACAAGGCUGCAUCAACCCCAUGAUUCAGCUCGCCAAGAUCCUCCACUCAAGAGGUUUCUCCAUCACUGUGAUCCACACGCGCUUCAAUGCGCCAAAAGCCUCAAGCCACCCUCUCUUCACCUUCUUAGAGAUCCAAGAUGGCUUGUCUGAAACAGAGACAAAAACUCACGAUGUCACGCUUCUCUUAACCCUUCUCAACCGAAGCUGUGAGUCUCUGUUUCGUGACUGUUUGUCUAAACUCUUGCAAUCUGCAGAGGCAGAGACAGGGGAAGAAAAAGAGAAGAUUAGCUGUUUGACCGAUGAUUCUGGAUGGAUCUUCACACAACACAUUGCUCAGAGUUUGAAUCUCCCGAGAUUGGUACUUAAUACCUAUAAAGUCUCCUUCUUCCGGAACCAUUUUGUUCUUCCUCAGCUCCGACGUGAAAUGUAUCUUCCAUUACAAGAUUCAGAACAAGAUGAUCCAGUUGAGGAGUUUCCACCGCUUCGAAAGAAAGAUCUAAGACGAAUUCUUGAUCAAGAAACGGAGGUACUAGACUCGUACUCAGAUAUGAUUCUACAGACAACAAAAGCGUCUUCAGGUCUUAUAUUCAUGUCCUGUGAAGAGCUAGAUCAAGACUCACUGAUUCAAGCACGUGAAGAUUUUCAAGUCCCGAUCUUUGCGAUAGGGCCUUCUCAUAGCUACUUCCCAUGUAUUCAUGAAUUCUUCCUUUGUGUUUGGUAUUGUUGGAAUAAAACGUCUUCUUUUGGUUCACAUUUCUCAACUUGUUUCAAAGAAAAUUAUGGUUUUUGA